Molecule: messenger RNA, 4814 nt
Organism: Megalopta genalis
Lineage: Eukaryota; Metazoa; Arthropoda; Insecta; Hymenoptera; Halictidae
Gene: Rchy1
Product: Ring finger and CHY zinc finger domain containing 1
Biological process (GO): ubiquitin-dependent protein catabolic process; protein ubiquitination
Cellular component (GO): nucleus
Molecular function (GO): zinc ion binding; ubiquitin protein ligase activity
Source: RefSeq, a predicted model, not a curated record
GACGCGCGCACGGCGGCUGCGGCGUAGUACUUCGAGUAGUCGGUAGAACUUCCGGUCGUGGUUUUGCAUCUCUUUUUCGGAACAUCGUCUGCCGUUGUAAUCAUUACACCGUGGUGACAGUACGGCGAAGCCAAGUGGUGUCAGAAGUGUCGAGUGUCGAUCGGUAUUCCGAGAAAUUCUCGUGCAACGCUUCUACUUGUGUGACGAGGCGCCGAUUUUCACGGACGGUCGGGGAACGCGUAGCCAUCGAACGCUUUACUUUCGUGUAUUGAACAGCUAUGCGCUCGGCGAGAGAGGGAGACAGGAAAAGAGAGAGCGAGCGAGAGAGAGGAAGAGUGUGCCGCGAUUGAAACCCGACCGUAGCGAGAGAUCCCGUCCGCUAAUCCUUCGCGACGUUUCCGAAUCACGUAUGCAUACGCGGAAUAUCGGUGAUGGCUCGACGAAAUGUUUCGCCCGCGAACGGCCCGACGUGGUCGCAACGAUUUUUCCUCGGCUCGGGUUGACGGGUCCGGUUCGUGCUCGCUCCGGGUAAGCCCGGGCGGCUGGAAGAAUAAAGAGCGGACGGCCGCGUGUUUCGAACGUGUGCUCUCUUGCCUCCUGUUUUUUUCUUUUUUUUUUGUUUCGCCAUCUCCGGUUCGAAUCGUCGCCAGCGUGUUAAUUAAACAAACAAACUGUGUACCGGCGGUAUAAAUCGGGCACGCGGCUAGAAAAUCUGGAAAGGACGUGUGAGUCGAUGGGAAAAAGGAGACGGCGGAGGAGAAAGAGGCAGGAAUUUCGGGAUCAACACGACAGGAUGGAGAAUAACGACGAAGCGCGGACCGUCGUCGGUGAACGCGCGUCCACGUCCAAGGAGGAACCGUCUGCCGACGAGUCGGCCGGCCACGAUUACGGCUGCAAGCACUACAAGCGAAAGUCCAAGUUCGUGACACCCUGUUGCAAUAAGGUAUAUACAUGUCGAUUCUGUCACGACGAACGGGAGACACACACCGUAAACAGAAAGGAAGUCACGGAGUUGAUAUGCGUCCUAUGCGAUACCCGUCAGCCGGUACAAGCCACUUGCCAGAACUGUCACUGCCGGUUCGGCAAAUACACGUGUCUCGUAUGCAAUCUCUUCGACGACGAAGACAGGAACCAAUACCACUGCGAUGGCUGCGGGAUAUGCCGGGUCGGCGGUCGCGCCCGAUUUUUCCACUGUGCCAAGUGCAACAUGUGUUUGCCGGUUCAAUUGCAAAAUGGACACACGUGCGUGGAAAAUGUUUCGCAUGCAAAUUGUCCUGUCUGCUUGGAGGACAUUCACACAAGUCGCAUACCUUGUCACAUUCCAGAAUGUGGUCAUUUAUUGCACCGCCCUUGUUUCGAGGAGUUAUUACAUUCAGGACAUUACGCAUGCCCCAUUUGCCAAGUGUCUCUUCUAGAUAUGACUGACCUAUGGAGAUUUUUAGACAUGGAAGUGUCAUUAACACCGAUGCCAGAAGAAUAUAAAGAUUACAAAGUUGAUAUUCUCUGUAAAGACUGCCACGAGGAGUCGACAGUAAAAUUUCACGUUGUAGGUUUGAAAUGUUUAAAUUGCGGAAGCUACAAUACCUGCAGAGUGAAAGGAUCCCCCUCUCCGGCAGAUCCUGAAACGUUGGACGAGGCAGCUGGUGGCAGUACGAACACUGGCGACGAGGAGAAAUCACAACGUCAGAACUCCGAGUAUUAAAUGGGACUAUGAUACAAAAUCAUUCCCGAGUAGGUGUCGCUUCCGGACAAUUUCAAAAAGACAGUAGGAGAAUGCGUUUACCUCUUUACUUGUUUUUAGCGAAUUUACACGUCUUUGUUGAUUGUUUUCAGAAUUUUUACAGAAGUUAGAUUGUUAGGAGGCUGAGAUGCAGUAGCCAAUUCAAAUCGGUUGCUCAUUACAGGUCGUGUGUUGAAUACGAUUAAAUAUUCGCGAUACGACGUCAGGCGUAGCGCGAAUAUAUUAAUCCUGAUGGAGACGAAUAUGAAUUUUGCUUGCUCGAAUCCUAUAAAUCAAAGUGAACAUUUAUACGAUAUGUUCGCGGUAUUUCUUCAUUAUCGGUGACUCGGCACAUGGUCUCUCCCCGUGCUCCAAAAUUCUUCUCGCGCUGUUCAUAAUUUUCAUUUUUGUUCCGAACAAGAGAUUCUUACACUUCGUGAUGCGUGACCAUUUUCUUUCGAUGCAAUCUUUUCGCAAAUGCUAAUCAACCAUCCAACGUGUACCGGUAGUACUAGUCAGAACAAAAGAAAAAAAAGAAAGAAACGAGCUCGAAACGAAUCCCCUUUUAGCUAUUGUUGUAAUCAGCUAAGAGUUCCUCUAUGAUUAUUCACUACGCAUAUAGUUCCCCGAUUUUAUAUUACGCAGCUACACGUAGAAGUAGAAUGACAAUGAGAUUAUUAAUUGAUAAGAAUGCCUUUUAUUCGUUAAUGGGAUUACAUCAUAACGCGCAAUUUUCGAAAAGAUCGCCAUCUAGUCAAGGAUCACUCGUGGUCUUCUCGAUGUGUCAGCAUACUUUCUCUCCGUAACAAAAUGCGCGGGAGAAUCAACGACAGUUGGGUGACGUAACAAACCUGAUACCUGACGUGUGACGAUUCUUUGAAAAUUUAUCAGUAAUUCGCAAUCUAUGUGAUUUCUUUAAUGACGUGUGUAUAAUCAGGGUUCGCAUAAACACAUUGUCCCCCCGCAUAAGCAAAAAUCAUUUCACGAUGUAAACACGCGGAUAAGAUUAAAUUAAAUCGGUCUACAGAAUUUCUGGACCUGUAUAAAUGUCUGCAGUCUAGUGAUAAAGAGUCAAAAUUUGCAUUCACAGUUUUGAACGAGUAUCACGAGCCUACAACAGCGUGACAAUGUGUUUCUGUCCUAACGUAUUUGUAUUUUUAUUCGUCAUGUACUCGCUUUGUGCUCGAACACUCCUCCUCAUUUUCUCAAUCUCGCUUUUUUUGGGCAAAAUACCUUUUCUUUUUCUAAUUAAGUAGAGAUUCUACUUACUCCAAGCAGCUGUGACCGUAUCUCUUGUAACAAAACGGUUAGUUUCUCGAUAAGAAGACAAUUAAUCGCACACUUUUAACGCGUUCUGUCGCGUUGCAAACGAAAUUUUGAAUUCUUUAUUAGGAUGCUAACUUUAUAAAACUUGCGCAAACUUACCUAUCGAGAUUGAUGAAAUCUGUACCGGAAUAUCUCUUGACGAUUCACUGUAAACAAUUGAAUUCUCAAGACGUUCAGUUCACGAGUCGAGCUUUAAGAAACCCACUUUCAAAUCUUUUAUAACACAGAUACGAGUUAUUUUUUUAAUACGCGCAUUUGCAAGAGAUACUCUGAAAUCAAAAUCUAUAGGGGUUCGUGCCAAGUUCCCUUGUUAGUUACAUAAGGCAAUUUAGCUUGUUUUGUACAAUAAACAUUAGCGGAGAUAGCUCAAUUUUGGAUUGUUAACUUUUGAAUAAAAUGAAAAAAUUAGGCGUGCGUUACACGGAUCUACAGCGUAGAAUUUGAUUAGUCUUUAAAGCGAGUCUCGAGUAUCGUACACAUUCCUCUGACUAAACAAAUGGUUACAUAGCGAAGAAAUCGAGGAUAUAGUAUUCUACUGUUUCGAUGUUUAAGAUAGAACGAUCGAGAAAUGAGGUCGGACCGUGAAGAAUGUAGUAUAUUAAUUGGUAACGAAGGUCAGACCAUUGAAAGGCUGCAGUGUAAUCAGUGGCACUGUACUAAAUAUUUUAUCAAGCACUAUUGUGGAGAAUCCUGAUUUCUACGUGGCAUUAGCGCGUGCAUACGAACACGCGUACAAGAAACAGAACCUUUAGGGCUUACGUCUCGACGCUCAUUGGAUCGCUCAUGUUGUAUAUCGAUAAUAAUUCGUGUCCAGUUUGUACCGUUUGAUGAUUCUGUGUGUACGAUUGAACCCUGUAAUUCGACUCCCAAGAGAUGAGUUGAACAGCGGUGUUGCAAGCUCAAAAACGGUUCGAGUUGGUCAGAAGACCGCUUUGCUCGUUGGGAUUUUCCACUUGUUCGUCGAGAAAUGUCAAGUUGGUGAUCACAGCACUUAUAUACCUCUUAUUCAUUCCAUGGCAUUCCAAGUUUCGUGAACGAGCAGCACGCUGACGUACGCCGAAAAUCGAAUCGUCGUUACUUACUUAUACGACAGACUUGGACAUAUUAUUUAAAUCAAUUGAUCACACCGGGUGAUUGCUCAAAUAACGAAUCAUGUUAAUCGAACCGAAACAAUGUUUACGUAAUUCCACGCUAAUUUAUUCGAUACGACGAGCAAUCAUUGUUACGUCUCUGAAUUACUAUUUUUUAUUUGACUUUUGAACCUUGUGCACCAUCCAGGUUUAACGCUAAACCUACCAAGCAGUAAUAAUACUAACUGGCAUGUACUGCUUCACAAAAGUGACAAAUUUUAUUAUAAAACUUGCUCUAAUAAUAUAACUUACCUCAACCGUUUUCAACUCGAAACUGUCUCGAAACUUUGCAGAAUUGCAAAAUAAGAAAGCGGUCACCUUUUGACCGCGGUAGAUUUAGUGUUAAUAGGACUGAACCUGCGAGAUUAGAUUGGACUACGAACGUUAUCCCAGCUUCUCUAGGUCUACCGAUCUUCUACUUCUUUGAUCUACCGAUCAAAUGUAUUUCACGAAGCUGACACGGUUUUCCUCGAACGUGCACAAGGGUUGAAAGAUUUUUUAAAUAUAUUUUUUAGUCAAACGGAACAUUCGUCACUUUCUGCGAAUAAUUUGUAAUAUCACGAGAGAGAUUUGUAACACUAGAGAAAUUAUAUUGUUGAGAUCAUUUGUAUCGAUAUUAAAAGAAACGUUAAUUUUAA